AUGUUUAGUGGAUUUGGUGGAGGCUCCAACCGCAGCAGUGCGUCCACGCAUGGGACAGCAGAACCAGCGCAGAAUACGCUUCCACAGCCUAAAAGCAAUGACAGUGGUGCCGGCAAUGGCUACUCGUUCGACCCAUCGGGUUUGGAGCGUGCCGCUAAAGCCGCUCGCGAGCUGGAGAACUCGCGUCACGCGAAAGAAGCGUUUAAUCUGGCCAAGGAGGCUGAACGCACCAAACAGUUUGAAAACCAGUCUAAAAUUAAGGAAAACGAGGCUCUCUAUAAGCAGUACGAGAUCGUGCGCGUGCAAAAGGAGGGCGAGGAGCGCCGUAAGACGCUCGAGGAGGAGACGCGCCAGCACCAACAGCGUGCGCAAUACCAAGAUCAGCUUAAGCGUAAACAGUAUGCAGAUCAGUUGGCUGCUCAGAAGUACAUGAAGGAACAGGAGUUAAAAAAACAGGAGGAGAUCCUCGCCCGUCAAGAAGCUUCGCGUCGCAAAACGCUCGACUAUGAGGCCGAGCUGCGUCAGAAAACAGAGCUUGCACGAGUGGCAGCUGAGACUGAAGGGCGCAUUAAACAGGAACGUCUCAAUCACGAUCUGCAUUUAGAAGAAGCCCGUGUGCGUGCCAAGGAAUAUCGCGAGACGGUCAUGGAAGGUAUCAAGCUGGCGGGUAACACUAUUGGUUCCGGUGUCAUGGCUUUUGUGGACGAUAAGGAAAAACUCACGGCCACUGUGGUCUCUUUGACGGCUCUGGCUGUUGGUAUUUAUACCGCCAAGGUUUCUACUAGCGUUGCAGGUAAGUACAUUGAAGCUCGAAUGGGCAAGCCGUCGCUGGUUCGAGAGACUUCGCGUCGCUCGGCUGCUCAGGUAAUCGCCAAUCCCAUUCCAUCCAUUAAGCGUGUGCUGCGUCUGCAGAAGGCGACAGAUGCGCUGGAGGGUGUCGUGCUUGAGCCUAAGCUGGACGAGCGUCUGCGUAGUGUCGCUGUGUCGACGUUUAACACGAAAAAAAAUCGCGCGCCGUUUCGCCACUUGCUGCUACACGGCCCACCCGGUACGGGUAAGACGCUGUUCGCCAAGGCUCUGGCACGUCACUCCGGCUUAGAGUAUGCCAUCCUUACGGGUGGUGAUGUUGCCCCACUUGGUCGCGAGGGUGUGACAGAGAUCCACAAGUUGUUCGACUGGGCUUCGCACAGCCGUCGCGGUCUGCUGUUGUUUGUUGAUGAAGCUGAUGCAUUCCUGCAGAAGCGUAGCAACACUGUCAUGAGUGAGGAUAUGCGCAACGCAUUAAAUGCCUUUCUGUACCGCACAGGUGAGGCCAGCGACAAGUUCAUGAUUGUGUUCGCCAGCAACCAGCCAGAACAGUUUGACUGGGCCAUUAAUGAUCGUAUCGAUGAGAUGGUGGAAUUCCGCUUGCCUGGCUAUGACGAGCGCGUACGCAUGCUGAAGCAGUACUUUGAUGACUACAUCCGGGCUCCCAAGAACUCGCGUGCCAAGAAGAUUUACGUGGAGGACAUCGAGGAGUCGGAUUUCGAGGACUUGGCCGCCCGCAUCGAGGGUUUCUCUGGUCGUGAGCUGUCGAAGCUCGUGAUUGCUUUCCAGGCCUCGGCAUACGGCUCGUCAACGUCAGUGUUUGAUAAGGAGAUGAUGAUGCAGGUUCUGGAGCAUCAUAUUACGGCGCACUCGCAGAAGGAGGCGUGGAAGCAAUACAGUACCCCCAGCGAGAAACGCGACAACAUCAAGACGAUCUUAGCGGACUAG
Messenger RNA from Peronospora farinosa, 1755 nucleotides. NCBI's taxonomy places the organism in Eukaryota, Oomycota, Peronosporomycetes, Peronosporales, Peronosporaceae. The record is from the annotation of a GenBank genome assembly.